Molecule: messenger RNA, 4039 nt
Organism: Varanus komodoensis (Komodo dragon)
Lineage: Eukaryota; Metazoa; Chordata; Lepidosauria; Squamata; Varanidae
Gene: CASP2
Product: caspase 2
Exons: 12
Coding region: 455-1735 (426 amino acids)
Biological process (GO): regulation of apoptotic process; proteolysis
Source: RefSeq, a predicted model, not a curated record
CAUGUGACCGGGAACCGUCGCCUCCCUCUCCUCCCCCCUCUGCUCCCACUUUCGUCAGCUGUUGCCAAAAGAAAGGGAGUUUUAGGCGGGAAAACGGCGGUGCUUGCUCGCUCGCGGCCGCGCGGCCUCCCGCUUCGGCUGUGCAGAGAGCCGGGACGCGCCAGACGCGGUCGAUUUUCUUUUGUAGGUACAUCCAGCUUUAAAGGAGAAAAGAUGUAAAGCAAACUGAAUACCUUUGUCUACAAUUCUGUCUGAUGUUCUGAGGUUUCUUUCAUACAACUGUCUGAGAAAGGCACUACACUGAAAACAUCUAUGAGCUCUUCAGAGUUGGUGCUAACUUCUGACCACCCCUGCCCCAACACAGAUUUCCUUUUUUGGGAAAUGAUUACUAGCUUCUUAACUGGCUACUUUAAAUGAACUUUUAAAAUCAGUUUAGCCUGCAGACAUUGUAAGGAUGUUGGGUGCAUGUGGCAUGCAGAAAUGUCAUCAGGAGGCACUGAAAAAGAAUCGUGUAUGUCUAGCAAACCAGCUAAUACUGAAGGAACUGAUGGAAUACCUUAUAGAACGGGAUGUCAUCACUGUGGCAAUGAUGGAGACAAUACAGGCCAAGGAUGGAAGUUUUAGCCAAAAUACAGAAUUCCUGAACCUACUCCCUAAGAGGGGUCCUAAAGCCUUCUCAGCCUUUUGUGAAGCUUUACGAGAAACCAAACAACAGCACUUGGAGGAAAUGCUCUUAAGCACCAUCUCCAGCCAUGGCAACGGGACUGCAACGCUCACUCGUGGCUACGGAAAAAGUCAACCAUUUUCUGACUCUGAAUCUGGAAUUUCACAAAAAAGGCCACGUUGGCAUCAUGAGCUAAUGGAGCAUUCCUUGGAUAAUGGAGACGGCCCCCACUAUCCUCAGGUGAAGCCAUGCACCCCAGAAUUCUAUCAUGCUCAUGAGCACUUGGCAUACAAGUUGAAAUCACGCCCACGAGGGCUCGCUUUUAUACUUAGUAAUGUGAGGUUCAGCAAUGAGACAGAUCUGGAGUUCCGUUCUGGUGGAAAUGUAGAUUACGCUGCCCUAGAUAUGCUCUUCAAACACCUUGGGUACCAGGUGGUUGUACGACAUGACCAGACUGCAGAGGAAAUACAGGAAGAAUUGGAAAAAUUUUCAAAGCUUCCAGCUCACAGAGAUGUAGAUUCCUGCAUAGUGUCCCUUCUCUCACAUGGCAUAGAGGGUGGAGUCUAUGGAGUUGAUGGCAGGCUCGUUCAGCUGCAGGAGAUUUUCAGACUCUUUGAUAAUGCAAACUGCCCUAAUCUUCAGAAUAAGCCCAAAAUGUUCUUCGUUCAAGCAUGCCGGGGAGAUGAGACAGACCGUGGAGUGGACCAAAUAGAUGGAAAUGAGCGUGCUGACUCCCCAGGUUGUGAAGAAAGUGAUGCCAACGAAAAUCAGAAGUUGCGACUUCCCACGUGCUCUGAUAUGAUCUGUGGAUAUGCAUGUCUGAAAGGUACAGCUGCUAUGAGAAAUACUAAGCGUGGAUCCUGGUAUAUAGAAGCUCUUACCACUGUGUUUGCUGAAGACUCCAGAAAUAUGCAUGUGGCUGACAUGCUUGUGAAGGUGAACAGAUUGAUCAAGCAUCGAGAAGGCCAUGCCCCUGGUACAGAGUUCCAUCGUUGCAAGGAGAUGUCUGAGUAUAGUAGCACUCUCUGCCGAGACCUGUACCUAUUCCCAGGACUAUAUCCUGGGAAUUAGCCCUCUCUUCCUUGCUCUAAGGGGCCUGCUUCCCCUAAAGGCAAACAACUUAGAACUCUGUGCAUUGACCUUCCAGUAAAGGUCUAGGGCUGCACUUUUCUCAUAACAUUUUCUGUGAGAGAGCUUCAAAGCACAGCAGAAAGGUAGAAUGAUGAGCUGUUGCGUAUGGUCCCUGCUUUCAUUUCUGAGUUUUCCUGAUUUUAAUGAAAAUGUGAUGUUUAUCUGAAGCAUCCUGACCUGUGGAAAGACAAUAUAGAAAUGGUUUGAGCUGCUUGUGCAUGGGAGGCAACUUGAGAUUCCCUCUGAAAUCUCACUGAUCUCAUUAUUGUCGACAGAACUUGGCAACUCUCUGCAACCCCAUUCAGAAUUUACAAUUUUAGGUUUAUGUGCCCAAACCUGGGACCAAUGGGAAGCACCUUAAUUAUUGUUUGUGUGUUUUUAUAGCAAACAGGAAAGUUAAUGAUCAUUCAUAGUACUUUUAUAUAAAAAAGAAACAUGAUUUAAAAAAAAACCCUAAGUUUUAUACAUCAAAUGUUAUGCUUUUAAAACAAGUGCAUGAUGUUUUCCUUGGUUACCUGUACACUUGAAAAAUGUCUAGUUAAGCUGAAAAGGGACCUCAUUUUAAAAAAUGAAGGAUGUGUAGACUAAUAAAGCCAGUUUGGAGUAGAUGGACUAAUACUGAAGUUGUUUUAUAUGGUUAAAUAAUCUGCCCCAUCUGUAGAUGCAGCUGUAAUUUCAGUUUUGUUGAAAAGAAAUGUUGUAUCUACUUGGUGUUUACCAUACAAUCUCUUGAAAAAGGUGAUACAUGUGGGGGGAAGCAUUUUUUCCACAACACUCAGGAUUUAGAAACAGUUGAGAUUAAUAGAUGAAUAUCCAUUCUGCUAGUUUUUUGCUUAUUUCCAAGUAAACAUGCAUAGGAUCGUAUUCCUAUUUUGCUAUCUUGCAGGCAGCAUAAAGUGUAAAUGUAGUUUAAGUUUUUCCUCCUGUAGAAGACUUGGAGGGGGAGUUUUCUACUCAAGCACUUGUCAUCAGUGAAUGGUAAAAUGCAAGCCUAAUUAUAUAGGUUAUACAGUUUUUUCAAUGAGUUACAUACGUAUUACUUCUUAGAACCAAACUGGACAAUUGACACAUUUGCAUGAUCAUAUCCAAUUUUAAUAAACUAAGAUACGGUUGAGCCUUGUACCCCUGCAUUUAGUUACUUUGAUUCUCCAUCAUGCCAUAAGCCAAGACUUCAAUUAACUGUUGUCUUCUCUUCCAUCCAAACUCAGAUGAAACAUGCAUAGAAGUUGGCUUUGUAUCCCUGCAGGUUCCAAAGGUGUUAACCAUAGCUUUACAGUUUGGACAAAAUGGGGAACAGUAGUUAAGUGAAGUCUUCAGGAUUUGAUGGCUAGCUUGUAUACUCAGCAGAACAAAGUGCCAUACUUGCCCACAAGUAUUUGUUGGGCCAGUGAGGGGAAACAGGGAGAAGAAUAUAAUUUGCUAGAGUCGUGUCUAUGCAUUCUUUUCUCCGCUACUGUAACCAGGCCUGUUAUUAAAAGAACUACCUUGAGAAAUAAAAAACAUUUAGAACAUUCAGUUUUAUUUAUACAUAUGUAUGUAAACUGAAGUGGUCCAACAUUCCAAACACCCAGCAUCAGUAGGUACUUAGCUGUAGUGGCAAUUAGCACCUAGAUUUACUGGACCCUAAGCUUAGCAGGUAUCUUUGCACUCCUGUAUCUCUUUUUUGCCUGUAUUUUAAUAUUUUGACUUUUUAUACCCCAAUAAGCCUAGAAUCGAGGACUUAAUGCUUAAACCAGUUCCCUUAGUUUGAAGUAGAUGCUCUUUCAUCUUUAUUGCCCAUUAAGAUCCCCUUUUCCAAGACUUUGAAAAAUAUUUUUAUAGGAUGUUCAUAUAUUUUUUUAAAUAAACAAAUAUAAUUGUUAGGAAAAGAGAGUGAGGGAGAAUAAUCUAGCGAUGGAACAGAAGGCUGGGAUGCAUUGUCCAGUGAAUAUGAAGGUCCUUUUCUUCUUCCCCGAAGUCCAAAUGCUGCAGCUGGAUUGUGUGUCAUGCCUGGAAGGGAGUAAGUGUGGUUUCAGGGCUAACGGGCAGCUCAGGAGGAUAACUCAGGGGUUCUUUCCUCUGUGUAAAAAUAGAAAAAUGUGGCAGAUUUCGUCACAAAUUGGUGCUUGAUAACUGUGUAAGGACAGCUGUCCCCACACCUUGCAAAGGAGAGGCCAGAUCUUUAUCACUGCCACUUUUUAUAAUAAAUGUUUAUAUGUAGACUGCCUCUAUGUGCCAAAAUAAAAAGUGAUUUCAUUUUUCUAA